AUGUCAUUAGAGCAAGGAAUUGGGCAACCACUGAAAUAUGUUGGUUUUGAUACAAUCACUACACAAAUUGAAUCAAGAUUAUUAAAAAGAGGUUUUCAAUUUAAUAUUAUGGUUGUUGGUAGAUCAGGAUUAGGUAAAUCAACAUUAAUUAAUACAUUAUUUUCAUCUAAAUUAACCGAAUCAAGUGGUAGAAAAUCACCAACUGAACCAAUUGAAAAAACUACUGAAAUUAAGGUUUCAUCACAUUCUUUAGUUGAAAAUAAUGUUAGAUUAAAUAUUAAUGUAAUUGAUACUCCAGGAUUUGGUGAUCAAAUAAAUAAUGAAAGAUGUUGGGAACCUUUAGUUAAAUAUGUUAAAGAACAACAUUCUCAAUAUUUAAGAAAAGAAUUAACUGCUCAAAGAGAGAAAUUUUUACCUGAUACAAGAGUUCAUUGUAUUUUAUAUUUCUUAUCACCAAAUGGUCAAAAAUUAAAACAAUUAGAUAUACAAGCUUUAAAGAAAUUAAGUGAAAUUGCUAAUGUUGUACCAAUUAUUGCAAAAUCUGAUUCUUUAACUUUAGAAGAAAGAAGUGAAUAUAAAAAAAUUUUACAAAGAGAAUUUAUUAAAUAUAAUUUUAAUAUUUAUCCUUAUGAUUCUGAAGAUUUAUAUGAAGAUGAAAGACAAUUAAAUGAAGAUAUUAAAUCAUUAAUUCCAUUUGCAAUUUCUGGUUCUGAACAAGAAAUUCAAAUAAAUGGUGAAUUAGUUAGAGGUAGAAAGACUAAAUGGGGUUCAAUGAAUAUUGAAGAUGUAAGUCAAUGUGAAUUUGUGUUUUUAAGAGAUUUCUUAACCAGAACUCAUUUACAAGAUUUAAUUGAAACUACUGCUUUAAUUCAUUAUGAAACUUUUAGAUCUAAACAAUUGAUUGCUUUGAAAGAGAAUAAUACUAAUAGACAAUCUGCUGGUCAAGCUGUUGCUACUGCAGCAGCAGCAGGUGCUACUUCUACUAAUCCUAACGGUACUACUCAAAAUAUGCAAGGUAUUCCUGCUGCUAAUUCAACCACUGCUGUUCGUAUGUAA
This is a messenger RNA of Hemisphaericaspora subhashii, 1056 nucleotides long. It is a transcript of the gene CDC10, whose product is annotated as septin. Gene Ontology annotation, molecular function: molecular adaptor activity; GTPase activity; GTP binding. Gene Ontology annotation, cellular component: microtubule cytoskeleton; cell division site; septin complex. Gene Ontology annotation, biological process: cytoskeleton-dependent cytokinesis. The record is from RefSeq and is a predicted model, not a curated record. NCBI's taxonomy places the organism in Eukaryota, Fungi, Ascomycota, Pichiomycetes, Serinales, Debaryomycetaceae. The coding region runs from base 1 to 1056 and encodes 351 amino acids. The transcript has a single exon.